Colossoma macropomum (tambaqui) is the source of this 1228-nucleotide messenger RNA. Its product is annotated as coronin-2A. The record is from RefSeq and is a predicted model, not a curated record. The coding region runs from base 1 to 1044 and encodes 347 amino acids. NCBI's taxonomy places the organism in Eukaryota, Metazoa, Chordata, Actinopteri, Characiformes, Serrasalmidae. Gene Ontology annotation, biological process: actin filament organization. Gene Ontology annotation, molecular function: actin filament binding. The transcript has 7 exons.
AUGACCACCACCCUGCCAGUCCAGACCAACAUGACCACCACACUGCCCGUCCAGACCAACAUGACCACCACGCUGCCCACCCAGACCAACAUGACCACCACAGCACCCGUCCAGACCAAUACGACCACCACACUGCCCGUCCAGACCAACAUGACCACCACAGUGCCUGUCCAGACCAACCAGACCACCACAGACCACCAAGGAUCCUGCCAUGGCCCCCCCACAGAGGACCAUUUCACAGACCACAAAGAUGGCCUUUUCACAACCCUGCAUGGCGCAGGUUUCCUCCCCGCCUGCAGGGGGCGCCAGGGCUCGUUCACAGGAGGUGAUGGUAAUAUUCGUUAUUAUGAGGUCAGUGCAGAGAAACCCUACAUUCACUUUCUAGCUGAAUAUCGUUCUCUACUCCCGCAGAGAGGCAUGGGUGUGAUGCCGAAGCGUGGGCUGGACACUAGGCAGUGUGAGAUCUUCCGGUUCUACAGGCUGGUGUGUGUAAGGGACCUGGUGGAGCCUCUGUCCUUCAUCGUGCCGCGGAAGUCUGACGGCUUCCAGGAGGAUAUUUACCCGAUGACGGCCGGCAACGAGGCGGCCAUGACGGCUCAGGAGUGGCUGACAGGUCAGAACAAAGGGCCGGUGCUGAUGUCGCUGCGGCCGAGCACUAAAGUCCAGAACCCGUACCCGGCUCCGGUGGACGUAGCUGGGCUCGAGCGCUCAGCCAGCAGCGCGUAUCUCAGCGGGCCGAACAAGCUCUUCCUUCAGGAGGUCAAUCAGAACUCAGAACACGACCUCACUGACCUGUCGGGGUGGCAGGAGGACGAGACUCAGUGGGUCAACACUCGCUCCACACACACACAGUCGAGGGUGAGGUGGUGUGAGUCGGCGGCGUUCACACCGCCUGCAGCUGAGAAGGAGCUGCUGCAGGUGUUCUACAGUCAGCAGGAGGAGAUCAGGUCACUGCGGGAACAGCUGGAGCAGAGGGACAGCAGGAUACAGCAGCUGGAGCUGGAGAUGAAGAACAUCCGCAACCAGCUCAGAGCUUCAUUCUGAUUCACAGACCUGCAGCUGGCACUGACCUGCACCCUGGGUGAGCUGACCGUAACUGGACAGCACUAAGUGCAGGAGUAAACGGGGCACAGUGAGUCUCAGCGACCAAUCAGAUCCCUUCCUGAGGUGGUCAGCGAUGCAUAUGACCAGCAGGGUUAUUAUAGUUUACUAAAACUAUAUCUAAAUU